This is a messenger RNA of Scophthalmus maximus (turbot), 3228 nucleotides long. RefSeq names its product LIM domain binding 2a (gene ldb2a). Bases 183 to 1355 code for a protein of 390 amino acids. Gene Ontology annotation, molecular function: LIM domain binding. The record is from RefSeq and is a predicted model, not a curated record. The transcript is spliced from 9 exons. Gene Ontology annotation, cellular component: transcription regulator complex; nucleus. NCBI's taxonomy places the organism in Eukaryota, Metazoa, Chordata, Actinopteri, Pleuronectiformes, Scophthalmidae. Gene Ontology annotation, biological process: negative regulation of transcription by RNA polymerase II; positive regulation of transcription by RNA polymerase II; nervous system development.
CCUCCUCCUCCAGCACCACGCUACAGCAGGGAACUAGGCAGGCCAACUUGCAGUGAGUGCAGCUCAGCCUCGACAGCGGCCGCUUCCCACUGGGGGUCUUCGGAGAGCAUCGCACAUCCCAUGUGCGCUGCCGUGCCCCGCUGGAUGUUGAAAUCGCGCCGCGCGCCACGCCAGGAGCCACCAUGUCCAACCCAACGCACGACCCGUUCUACUCGUCGCCGUUCGGACCCUUCUACAGGAGACACUCGCCCUACAUGGUCCAGCCCGAGUAUCGGAUCUACGAGAUGAACAAGCGGCUGCAGACGCGCACGGAGGAAAGUGACAGUUUGUGGUGGGACGCUUUCGCUACAGAGUUUUUUGAGGAGGACGCCACGCUCACGCUCUCCUUCUGCCUCGAAGAUGGACCAAAGAGAUACACGAUCGGCCGGACGCUGAUCCCUCGAUAUUUCAGCACGGUGUUCGAGGGAGGCGUCACCGAGCUCCACUACAUCCUCAAGCACUCCAAGGAGUCCUUCCACAAUUCCUGCAUCACCCUGGACUGUGAUCAGUGCACCAUGGUCACCCAGCACGGGAAGCCAAUGUUUACAAAGGUCUGUACAGAGGGUCGCAUGAUACUGGAGUUUGCCUUCGACGAUCUGAUGAGGAUCAAGACGUGGCACUUUACCAUCCGGCAGUACCGGGAGCUCAUCCCUCGCAGCAUCCUGGCCAUGCACGCACAAGACCCUCAGGUGCUGGAACAACUGUCCAAAAACAUCACUCGCAUGGGUUUGACCAACUUCACCCUCAACUACCUCAGGUUGUGUGUCAUCCUGGAGCCCAUGCAGGAGCUCAUGUCGAGGCACAAGACCUACAACCUCAGCCCCCGGGACUGUCUCAAGACAUGCCUAUUCCAGAAGUGGCAGAGAAUGGUAGCCCCGCCAGCUGGACACCCACAGAACUUCAAAACGGAAAUAUUUCCCACAAAUCACAAAAAAGGCCGCGCCAAAGCUGAGCCCGCCCGACAGACGACCACCAAGAGGAGGAAACGGAAGAACUCGGCCAGCAGCGCCAACAGCAGCGUGGGCACCACCGCCGGCAAGAAGCGCAGCCCCGCCACCAACUUCAGCCUCUCCAGUCAGGUACCUGACGUGAUGGUGGUGGGCGAGCCGACCCUGAUGGGCGGCGAGUUCGGCGACGAGGACGAGCGCCUGAUCACCCGCCUGGAGAACACGCAGUACGACGCCACCAACGGCCUGGACGACGAGGACGACUUCAACGGCUCCCCGGCGCUCGGCAACAACGGCCCCUGGAGCAGCAAACCCCCCGCCGCCCAGGACGGCAAGCCCGAGAGCACGGCGGCCCAGCCCUCGCAGUAAAAACACCAACGAAGAAGAGGGAGCAACAGAAGGACUUUUUAACCCUCUCCCCCUUUGGGCAGUGCUUCUAUACGCCUCUUAACAUUUUACUGAAUCAGAACCCCCCAGGACCCCGACCCCCCCCCCCUCCCUCUCCCCGUCUGCUAACUCACCGCUGGCGAGUCCAGAUUUAAAACAUGUCCGCCCUGGACAUUUUCUUCUUCUUCUUCUUCUAUGAUUCACUGUCACAUCUUGGAGAAACUGGCAGCGUCCACAGACGUGAAACGCAUACACGUUGUAUGCAACUGUAAUGAACCGGGCGGGAAAAAAAUUGGGGUAUUUUUGUUUUGUUUUGUUUGGUUGUUUUUCCAAGAAUGCAGUGGGAAUGAGAAAAAAAAGAAUUCCAGCUCAAAAUGCGCCCUCCGCUGCGCGAGCAUCCCUCGUCCAGCCGGAUUACCGCCACGGCUGUGAUUGGUUGACCUGGCAGGUCGCGAGUCAUCACGCUUUUCAACAAGACGGCGAAAAGGGAGAAAGCGGAAGAAGGAAAACAACAAACAAAAUGUCUCCCCAGAACAAAACGUGAAGAAGGCAAGGGGAUUUGUUUUCUUGUCUUUUGCCACACAGCUAACGGAGCCAGUGGAAACAAAUGAAACACCGUUUGAGGACAGUUGCGUUCUUUCCGCGGGAAUUCCGUUUGUUUCCGCUUCCAAUGAAGAGGAAGUAAAAGUUCUCGACCAACCGCCGUGGACUCCGUUUCAAAGACGACGGGGAAGAAAUCAUGUUUCCCGGGAUUGUCCCCCCCCCCCCACAUUACCGUGGUCAGAUUGUGAUUUCAUGCAAAACCAGUUUGAUUGUGACUAUUGGUAUUUUUUUCUUUUGCUUCUCUCCGAAUCCUUUUUGCAAUCACCUUGUAAUUUCUGCCGAUCAGUAUGUGAACUUUGCCGUCACGCGUUUGACGCAUUGAGGUUGAUUUUUAUUUCCCCCUCCCCCCUCCCUCGCCAAAUUGGACUUCUUUCCCUUUAACGACCUACUCCCAAACUGAUAUUAAAGCCUUUUUCCUGCAUGAUUUUUUAUAGGAAUUUUUUGUUUUCUUGAUUUCCUUUGAUAUGUGUACUUUAAAAAAAAAAAAUGCAUCAGUCUGAUUUGUCCUUUUUUGGGUUCAUCAGUUUGGGAAACACUGUUACAAGGUUUGUAGCUCUGUAAAUAGAGGUGGAAUCGAUUUUUUGUCCACUGUAAAUCAGCCACUGAAACCGGUUUGGAUAUGGCAGCUGUUUUGUUUUUUUGUACAGGAGGUUUCCGAUUUUCUGUUGGGUGGUUUGGAUGGACGCUGGCUUUUCCUCCCGUCAAAGAAAAAUCGAACUUCAAACGUCCGCCGUCCUCGUUUUUCGCUAGUGCACAACCAAAGCCACAAAAUCGAAUAGAACAACCACCCAAUCACACGUUCAUAUUUCCUGUUUGUUCCUGAGACAUGAGAAAAGAAAACCAAUUUUACAUUUUUAAAAACAGCGCACAGAUUUUAAAAUAAAAGAAAAUUUCAAAAAAUCCCAUCCACCCCACAGAAAUGGUUUUGAGAUCUCUGUGUUUUUUGUGUUCACGAUUGUUCUUUAAUCUUUGAAUUGAAUUGAUACUAUAUCCCUGAUCUCUUUUGCUGGACUUUUGUUUCGACGACGGGCGAGAAGACGCCAAACGGAACGGAUUGUCUUCACACAAACUGGAUCGUAUGGGUAUUUAUUUGUGCAUUUGUAAGGAAGCUAACACAUUUCUAAAUAUGUUUGAGCCUAGUAUUAUUAGACACCAUUUGUACAUUAUAUAGCAGAGGUGUUCAGUGUCAUAUCUGAUGUCUGGUAUGUAUGCUUUACCAUUAUGUGUGCCAAUAAACCGUGCUUACAACUAA